Molecule: messenger RNA, 422 nt
Organism: Myotis brandtii (Brandt's bat)
Lineage: Eukaryota; Metazoa; Chordata; Mammalia; Chiroptera; Vespertilionidae
Product: 40S ribosomal protein S27
Exons: 1
Coding region: 113-364 (83 amino acids)
Biological process (GO): translation; ribosomal small subunit assembly
Cellular component (GO): ribosome; cytosolic small ribosomal subunit
Molecular function (GO): structural constituent of ribosome; RNA binding
Source: RefSeq, a predicted model, not a curated record
ACAGUCAUAGACAGCGAGUAGUACUGUGAAAGGGAGUGACCGUAAGAAGAGGCCACAGAAGCUGAGAAAAGAAAACACGCCUUUCGGGCGGUGACGACCUCCCCACGACAAUAUGCCUCUCGCUAAGGAGCUCCUCCAUCCCUCUCCGGAAGAGAAGAGGAAGCACAAGCAGCAGCGCCUGGUGCAGAGCCCCAGCUCCUACUUCAUGGCUGUGAAAUGCCCAGGAUGCUAUAAAACCACCGCCAUCUGUAGCCACACACGAACGGUAGUUUUGUGGGCUGGUUGCUCCACUGCUCUCUGUCCGCCAACAGGAGGAAAAGCAAGGCUUACAGAAGGAUGCCCCUUCAGAAGGAAGCAGCACUAAAAGCACCUCAAAUCAAGACGAGUAGGAAACCAUCCCAAUAAACACAAUUUGGAUAAAA